Prorocentrum cordatum is the source of this 574-nucleotide messenger RNA. Lineage: Eukaryota; Dinophyceae; Prorocentrales; Prorocentraceae. The record is from the annotation of a GenBank genome assembly.
AGGCCUUCAGCCUGUACGCGGACGGAAUGGAGUCCCGCACAGGGUACGAGGAGGCCAUGCUCCACUUCGUGUUUUCCCACAACUGGUUCGCCCAGUGGAACGACCACCUCUACUGCAACGUGCCGAACGACGAGGAUGUCGGCGACUGUGCCAACAAGUUCUACGGCCAGAUGUUCUGGGUCGGCCUCGCUGGCAGAGAGUCCAGCAACGGCACUGCUUGGCUGGAGGACGCGCGGUUGCGCGAGUCCACUGUCACCAAUUGGAUGGACAGCAACAUUCACGUUACGCAGAACUGGCUCUACAACUACGGCACGAUGCCAGCAGCGACACAGGAGUUGCUACACUCUUCGUGGGACGAGGUCUGCCAAAGCAGUGCCUCUGGCUACUUCGAGAGCGGCAUCUCGCUGCUCGAGGAAGAGAUCGACGGGGCGGUUAGUCACGCCGUGAGGUGUCCCGGGGACCUGCGGUUCAACGAGGUGUACCUGCGCUCGGCGCAGGUGUCGGCGGCUAGCACCCUCGCGCUGGACCUCAAGCUGCAGUUCUGGUUCGACCUGCGGCCCUUCCUGAGAGAGGA